CAGAUAUAUAUUUUAAUGCACGUUUGUUCAUUGCUGCUUUUCCUUUCCAGGCAGUUACUGAAGGACCCUCAGGUGUUGUUUGCAGGUUACAAGGUCCCACACCCCCUGGAACACAAAAUCAUCAUCCGUGUCCAAACAACACCAGAUUACAGCCCCCAGGAGGCUUUCACCAAUGCCAUCACAGAUCUGAUCAGUGAGCUGUCCCUCCUGGAGGAGAGAUUCAGGGUUGCCAUCAAAGACAAACAGGAAGGAAUCGAGUAAAGUUAUCACACUAAGACUGGACUGUACUUCUGAUGAAGAAUGACAUGUCUAGGAGUUGAAUGCUUUAUUUAAACCUUCAUUCAUGGCAAUUA
Messenger RNA from Meleagris gallopavo (turkey), 353 nucleotides. RefSeq names its product RNA polymerase II subunit J (gene POLR2J). Gene Ontology annotation, molecular function: DNA binding; protein dimerization activity. Lineage: Eukaryota; Metazoa; Chordata; Aves; Galliformes; Phasianidae. The record is from RefSeq and is a predicted model, not a curated record. Gene Ontology annotation, cellular component: RNA polymerase II, core complex. Gene Ontology annotation, biological process: transcription by RNA polymerase II.